Colletotrichum lupini is the source of this 2274-nucleotide messenger RNA. RefSeq names its product phosphatidylinositol-specific phospholipase C. Gene Ontology annotation, biological process: lipid metabolic process; phosphatidylinositol-mediated signaling. Bases 1 to 2274 code for a protein of 757 amino acids. Lineage: Eukaryota; Fungi; Ascomycota; Sordariomycetes; Glomerellales; Glomerellaceae. The record is from RefSeq and is a predicted model, not a curated record. Gene Ontology annotation, molecular function: phosphatidylinositol-4,5-bisphosphate phospholipase C activity. The transcript has 3 exons.
AUGCCGCUAUGGUCCUCCUCCAACAAGACCUCCGCCAACACCCUCAAGAAGAUGGUCGGCCUCACCACGAUCCUGGCGCCUACACGAGACGGCUUCCACUUCCAACCCGCUCCCCGGCCGAUGCCCCUCAUCAAUAUCACAAACGUCGACGGCGCUACGGACCCUUCGUCCUCAUCAUCGGCCGCAUCGGACCCCAAGGAGGCAGUAGUUUCGCCCAGUCCCGAUGAGAUCCUGCUCAGCCAGGCCAUUCGCGAACGUUUCGAGAAGAUAUUCAACGACCUACGCUCCCGCCGCUCUUCACUAUCCCGCGAACCUUUUGUGACCCGCGACCAACUACUCGUAUUCCUCGAGAAUACUCAGGGCGAGACCGAUGUCGAGGCUGUAUUGCCUGAGGGUCAGCAACGAUACAACUAUGGCGAGUUCCUCGAAUUGUGGUGGAGAAACUACGGCUGGGAUGCCACCCGCCUAAUAAAGGAGGAGGACAAGGACUUGAGUCGGCCCAUUACGAACUACUUCAUCAGCAGCAGCCACAACACAUACUUAGAGGGCAACCAGCUUGCCUCCAGGAGUUCGCCCGAGGCUUACAAAACUGUCCUUCGCCGUGGAUGUCGGUGUAUCGAAAUCGAUAUCUGGAACGGAGACACACCCAUCACAACACAAGAGGGCAGCCGCUCCCCCAAACCUGAUCACUCGAGGAAUCUGUCUGGCUCCUCCCUUCCCAACGUGGCUGCAAGCGUCAAGGAGACGGUGGAAGAUCUCCUGAUCGAACGCAGCACGAACGGCAAUGGCCACAACAGAAACACCAGCACUGCCAGCAAAUCUCUGAAUCCUCGCGAUAGUGCCACUCUACUGGGACCGAGCGAGUCCACCGAUUCCCUCGGCAAAACCCUACGGCCCUCAUCGCCGACCCCCUCAAUGAAGAAUCGCCUGCCGUAUCCCAAGGAUGAGCCCAUUGUCACACAUGGCUGGACUUUGACAACUCCUUGUGGCUUCAGAGAGGUCUGCAAGGCCGUCCGCGAGUCCGCCUUCGAGACGAACGAAUUGCCCUUGAUUGUCAGUCUUGAGGUCCAUGCCGACAAGGAGCAGCAGGAGGUCAUGGUCAGGAUCAUGAAGGAGGAGUGGGAAGGCAUGUUGAUCGACAAGUCUUGGGAGGGCAUUGAUCCCCGGUUCCGCCUCCCCAAGCUCGAGGAGCUCAAGCGCAAGAUCCUGGUCAAGGUUAAGAAGGCGCCUAAUAAGAUUGAGGUGCCUCCCAGCACGACAGCCCUCUCUCAAGUAUUUGCCAACGACGAGGACGCUUCGGGUUCCGACGAUGAACGCAACAAGGAGGCACCCAAGCAAGAGACACCGAAACCGCCCAUGACACCCAAGUUCGAUGCCCCGGCCAAGGUCCAUAGUGGAAACGAGCCGGCCAAGAGCACAAAGGUGGCCAUUUGCCAGGCACUCAGCAGUCUGGCCAUCUACACUCAUAGCGAGCACUUUAAGAGCUUUGAGACACCGGCGGCUAAGAAACCGAGUCAUAUCUUUUCGAUAAGUGAGAACAGGAUCCUAGAACUGCACACGACCAAGGCCCGCGAGAUGUUCACGCACAAUAAAAACUUCUUCAUGCGGGCAUUCCCCAACGGCUCGCGUGUCGACAGCUCCAACCCAGACCCCAGUCUCUUCUGGCGCAAGGGCGUGCAAAUGGUUGCUCUGAACUGGCAAUAUCUUGACGAAGGAAUGAUGCUCAACGAGGGCAUGUUCGCGGACGAGCUGGGAUGGGUCCUCAAGCCUAUUGGAUACCGCAGCACUGACAAGGACACGCUGACAGAGGUCGACGCCGCGCCGCAGGGCGACCUGGAGCUCACCGUCACCAUCAUCGCCGGCCAGCACAUCUUUGUCGACGACGAUUCUGCCAGCGACAGCAGCCGCGGCAAGCACCUCCGGCCAUUUGUCAAGUGCGAGCUUCACGUCGAGAUUGGAGCGCAGAACGGAAAGGCUGCGGACGAAGAUGACUUCAAGCUCAAGACGGGGUCGAGAAAGACUGACCACCCCGAGUGGGAGAAUGGAGCACGGCUCAAGUUCCCCAAGAUCUCGAGGGUGGUGGAGGAGUUGAGUUUCCUCAGAUUCAAGAUUGAGGAUGAUCCACUCCUCGGUGGCGACGAGCUUCUCUCGUGGGCAUGUAUCCGCCUCGACCGUCUACGUCCCGGUUAUCGCUUCAUCAAGCUCAUGGACACCAAGAACAGGCCGAUUGAAGGUGGUAAGCUGCUCGUCAAGAUCGAUAAGGUGGUGCGGUAG